CUCAGAACCCGAUACCCAAGCUGUCGGUUCCCAUACUUAUUGGGGUGCGGUCACGUGUGUCACUUUUGACCAGGAAAGGAGCACCGGCGGCCAGCAGGGUCUUCUGGUAGUGGGAGCACCACCUCCGCACAGGCACCUCGCACCAGUGGAGUCUGGUCUCUGCAGCCCCCCGACUGUCUCUCCCCUCCAGAGCGAGACCCCCAGGAGGUCAUCGUCGUUUCUAUCGCUGAUUACUUUUUUUUUUUCUUCAAUAAGCUGAGGGGGACUUUUGAAGUCCUGAUAGAGGCGGAACCAUGACAGCUGUCGAAACCCAAAUGACGUACAGCAACUCCUACACGAUCCACCAUGAAGAAGCGUACAUGACCCAGGAGGAGGACUGGGACAGGGACCUGCUGCUGGACCCUGCCUGGGAGAAGCAGCAGAGAAAGACCUUCACAGCUUGGUGUAACUCCCACUUGAGAAAGGCCGGAACACAGAUCGAGAACAUUGAAGAGGAUUUCAGAAAUGGCCUCAAACUCAUGCUGCUGCUGGAGGUCAUAUCAGGUGAGAGGCUGCCCAAACCCGACAAAGGCAAGAUGCGUUUCCACAAGAUCGCCAACGUGAACAAAGCUCUGGACUUCAUCUGCAGCAAAGGCGUGAAGCUGGUGUCUAUCGGUGCUGAGGAAAUUGUGGACGGUAAUGUGAAGAUGACCCUCGGUAUGAUCUGGACCAUCAUCCUGCGUUUCGCCAUCCAGGACAUCUCUGUGGAAGAGACCUCUGCUAAGGAGGGUCUGCUGCUGUGGUGCCAGAGGAAGACUGCCCCCUACAGGAACGUCAACGUGCAGAACUUCCACAUCAGCUGGAAGGACGGCCUGGCCCUGUGCGCCCUCAUCCACAGACACAGACCGGACCUCAUCGACUACUCCAAACUGAGAAAGGACGACCCCAUCGGAAACCUGAACACUGCCUUCGACGUGGCCGAGAAGUUCCUGGACAUCCCCAAGAUGCUGGACGCUGAAGAUAUUGUGAACACACCCAAACCUGACGAGAAGGCCAUCAUGACCUACGUGUCGUGUUUCUACCACGCCUUCGCCGGAGCCGAGCAGGUAACGCCGGCUUCCCGUUCAGACGUUCCACGCUUUCCUGCUCCCCCCGCGCCGCGUUCUGACUGCCGCUCCCCCUCCCCCUCGGCCGAGACGGCCGCCAACCGCAUCUGCAAAGUGCUGGCCGUCAACCAGGAGAACGAGAAGCUGAUGGAGGAGUACGAGAAGCUGGCCAGCGAGCUGCUGGAGUGGAUCCGCCGCACCAUCCCCUGGCUGGAGAACCGCACGGCCGAGCAGACCAUGCGCGCCAUGCAGCAGAAGCUGGAGGACUUCCGCGACUACCGCCGCAUCCACAAGCCGCCGCGCGUGCAGGAGAAGUGCCAGCUGGAGAUCAACUUCAACACCCUGCAGACCAAGCUGAGGCUCAGCAACAGGCCCGCCUUCAUGCCCUCCGAGGGCAAGAUGGUGUCGGACAUCGCCAACGCCUGGAAGGGCCUGGAGCAGGUGGAGAAGGGCUACGAGGAGUGGCUGCUGACCGAGAUCCGCCGCCUGGAGAGGCUCGACCACCUGGCCGAGAAGUUCAAGCAGAAGUGCGCCAUGCACGAGUCCUGGACCUCAGGUAAGGAGGACCUCCUGUCCCAGAAGGACUACGAGUCGGCCUCCCUGAUGGAGAUCCGGGCCCUGAUGAGGAAGCACGAGGCCUUCGAGAGCGACCUGGCCGCCCACCAGGACCGCGUGGAGCAGAUCGCCGCCAUCGCCCAGGAGCUCAACGAGCUGGAUUACCACGACGCCGCCACAGUCAACGCCCGCUGCCAGGGCAUCUGUGACCAGUGGGACAACCUGGGCACCCUCACCCAGAAGAGGAGGGACGCGCUGGAGCGCGUGGAGAAGCUGUGGGAGACCAUCGACCAGCUGUACCUGGAGUUCGCCAAGAGGGCGGCGCCCUUCAACAACUGGAUGGACGGAGCCGUUGAGGACCUCCAGGACAUGUUCAUCGUCCACAGCAUCGAGGAGAUCCAGAGUCUGAUCACAGCUCACGACCAGUUCAAGGCCACCCUGCCCGAAGCCGACAAGGAGCGCAUGGCCACCAUGGGCAUCCACAACGAGAUCCUGAAGAUCGCCCAGACCUACGGCAUCAAGCUGUCGGGAAUCAACCCGUACACCAACCUCAGCCCCCAGGACAUCAGCACCAAGUGGGACACGGUGAAGCACCUGGUGCCCCUCAGAGACCAAAUGCUCCAGGAGGAGGUGGCCAGGCAGCAGGCCAACGAGCGGCUGAGGCGCCAGUUCGCUGCCCAGGCCAACAUCAUCGGACCCUGGAUCCAAACCAAGAUGGAGGAGAUCAGCCACGUCUCGGUGGACAUCGCCGGCUCUCUGGAGGAGCAGAUGAACAGCCUGAAGCAGUACGAGCAGAACAUCAUCAACUACAAAUCCAACAUCGACAAGCUGGAGGGCGACCACCAGCUGAGCCAGGAGUCGCUCAUCUUCGACAACAAGCACACCAACUACACCAUGGAGCACAUCCGCGUGGGCUGGGAGCAGCUGCUCACCACCAUCGCCAGAACCAUCAACGAGGUGGAGAACCAGAUCCUGACCCGCGACGCCAAGGGCAUCAGCCAGGAGCAGCUCAACGAGUUCAGAGCCUCCUUCAACCACUUCGACAGGAAGAGAAACGGCAUGAUGGACCCAGACGACUUCCGUGCUUGUCUCAUCUCCAUGGGCUACGAUCUGGGCGAGGUGGAGUUCGCCCGCAUCAUGACCCUGGUGGACCCCAACAACACGGGCGUGGUGACCUUCCAGGCCUUCAUCGACUUCAUGACCCGCGAGACCGCCGAGACCGACACCGCCGAGCAGGUCAUGGCCUCCUUCAAGAUCCUGGCCUCGGACAAGAACUACAUCACGGUGGAGGAGCUGCGCCGGGAGCUGCCGCCCGAGCAGGCCGAGUACUGCAUCACCCGCAUGACCCGGUACAUCGGCGCCGACGGCCCCCCCGGAGCCCUGGACUACAUCUCCUUCUCCAGCGCCCUCUACGGGGAGAGCGACUUAUAAACCCCGCCGCUGCUCUUCACCUCCUCCUCCUCCUCCCUUCACCCCCAGCUUGUCCCUUUUUUGUUUUUUUGUUUUCCUCCUGUUUGGAGAAAGCGAUUGUAAACCCUUCUUCCACCGUCCUUCUCUAUGCUUUAUUCUUAUCAUUUUUUCCUCUCUUUCAUCUUAACUUCCUCCUCUCUCUCCCUCUCUCUCUCUCUUUCUCCUCCCCUCAUGCCCAGAAACAGAGGGGGAGAGCGGAGGGGCCUCUGCUCAAAUCUUAAGAAACGAGCUUCGGACCGGCCUGCUCCUCUCUCAUUUCUGUCAUGGUGCCUUACUAAAAGAAAGAAAUAUAUAUAUAAAAAACACCAAAGUGUGCCGCGAAUUGCACUGAACUGGAGCAAAGCAGCGUAAAAUACAAAGCGGAGAGAGAGAGAGAGAACGUAAGGAAAAGGGUGAGUUUUGAGCCGCGGCCUCCCGCUCCGCCCCUCUCGGACGACUCUUUUGUAGAAGGGUGAUUAAAGAAGAGAACGUGAUGAAAAAAAAAAAAAAAAGCUGGUUGGUCAAUUUGGCUUGGCUGGUUGUGUAAUUUGUGCAGAUGCAUGUUGAAGUUUAGAAGAAGAAGAAGAAACAAAAAGCCGUCUCUUGACGUCGGGGAUUCUUUGAUCACGUCUCACCACAGCACUGUGAAGCCUGAAUGUUAGCGCGACGCCACUCUCUCAGGAACAAAACGGAGGAUGGCAGGGAGAGAGAGCGAGAGAGAGCAAAGCACUGUGGGUAAAGCACGGACUGACAGACUGCACGGUAAUGGGUUGUGGCCAGACGGACGCCUCGGGCAGGGAGGCGUGGGGCAGGGACGGGCCGCAGGGCUUCGGGAAAGUUGCGCGUUAAAAACAGAAGAGGAGUUGAAGCUGAAGCGGGAAGCUCAGAGAGGGUUUUCAGUCCCAUUUAUUUAAAUAAAAAAAAAAAAGGAAGAAAGAAAGAAAGAAAGGUCAGCCAUGAUGAAUCGGUGCGAGUGGCGUCCUCCGUGUGCAUGAUCUUAAUUUCAUCUGUGCUCCUCCUCCCUCCAUCCCCUCCUCCUCAUCCUGUCAUCAGCAACACAACACUUUCAAACAACACUUAAAAAAAAAAAAAAAA
This is a messenger RNA of Salarias fasciatus (jewelled blenny), 4184 nucleotides long. RefSeq names its product actinin alpha 3b (gene actn3b). Gene Ontology annotation, molecular function: protein binding; calcium ion binding. The record is from RefSeq and is a predicted model, not a curated record. NCBI's taxonomy places the organism in Eukaryota, Metazoa, Chordata, Actinopteri, Blenniiformes, Blenniidae.